AUGUCUCAGGCCGACAUUCCCACCAAGCAGACCGCGGCGCUGGUGCCGAAACAAGGUGGACCUGUCGUCUUUGAUGACGACUAUCCCGUCCCAAGGCCUCGUAUCGACGAAAUCCUGGUGAAGGUUCUAUACACGGGUGUCUGUCAGAGCGACCUGCACACGAAAGCUGGCACCGCAACGGGGGCCGACGGCCAGCCCAUCACGAACAUCAAGCUCCCUCACGUUGGCGGGCACGAAGGAGUGGGACGGGUCGUGGAAUUCGGGCCCAACGUGUCCCCGAGGGACGACCUGCAAGUAGGGACCCUGGUGGGCAUUCGCUUCGCAUCCCGCGUAUGCCACCAAUGCGAGUAUUGCACUUCAGGUAGAGAGCAGCACUGCACAAACGCGACGAAUCACCUCCAUCACGAGGACGGCAGCUUCCAGCAGUACUGCGUCCUUGAUACGAACUAUUUGACGCUGUUGCCACAAGAUGUCGACCCCCGGGUGAUCGGGCCCACGCUAUGUGCGGGUGUGACCGCCUACAAGGCUGUCGUGAACGCCCACCUCAAGGAAGGCGAAUGGCUGACCGUCAUCGGCGCUGGCGGAGGUCUAGGCCAUUUCGCAGUUCAGUACGGUCUUUCCCUGGGUGCAAAGGUGCUCGGGGUCGACGCCGGUGACGACAAGCGACAGUUUGUGGAGAGUCUGGGAGCUCGGUUCCUCGAUUUUAGCAAAUGCAAGGACCUCACACACGAAGUUCAGGGAAUCACGGGGGGUGGGACGCACGCCACGGUCGUGACGAGCGGCCACCCUCAGGCCUUUGGACGACUGGCCGACAUGAUCAGGGUAGGUGGGUCACUGUGUAUGGUAGGAAUUCCCCCAGGCGACGUUCAUCUAGACAUACCCAUCGCCACGAUCGUCAUCAAGGGCUUGCGAAUCCAGGGGAAUUUGGUGGGCUCGUUAAAGGAAACUCUUCAAGCGGUUGAAUUGGUGCGGGUUGGAAAGGUCAAGCCUCGCGUGCAAGUGCGUCCAUUCAGAGAUUUGCCCGAAGUGUAUGACAUGCUGGAGAAGGGUGACAUACCUGGCCGGAUUGUGUUGGAGAUGUAG
Exophiala oligosperma is the source of this 1083-nucleotide messenger RNA. RefSeq lists its product as uncharacterized. The transcript has 4 exons. The record is from RefSeq and is a predicted model, not a curated record. NCBI's taxonomy places the organism in Eukaryota, Fungi, Ascomycota, Eurotiomycetes, Chaetothyriales, Herpotrichiellaceae. The coding region runs from base 1 to 1083 and encodes 360 amino acids. Gene Ontology annotation, molecular function: zinc ion binding; oxidoreductase activity.